AUGCGUUCUUUUGGUUUUCAUAUCACUUCCCUAGUCGAACAACUUCAUGAUAGAGAGAGUUCAAAACUUGUUGCUGAACAUCCACCUGCACUACAAGUCGUCCCGCAAAUCUGUGGUCUACCGAAUCUUGGUAAUAGCUGUUACAUGAAUAGUGCUCUUCAAUGCUUAAAUGCUGUACCUCCCUUCGCACUAUUUUUUCGAAAUUUGCUCGUUCAGUCUGGAGAAGAUAAUCUUAUUUCAUCAUAUGCUAGAUUGGUACAAACAAUGUGGUCAGGACAAUGUUCUUACAAUACGGUUGUUGAAUUAAAGCAUAAGAUGUGUAGAUAUGCUCCACAGUUUAUUGGUUAUGCUCAACAUGAUGCCCAUGAAUUUCUCAUCGCUUUACUUGAUGCUCUGCAAGAUGAGAUGACGAAAAAAUUUGCCGCUGAUACAUCAGCAUCUUCUAUCAUCGAAAAGUUGUUCAAUGUUGAAACCAUCUCACAAGUGACAUGUGAUGCCUGUGGAAAGACAGGAGAAGGAACUGAGUCGAUGAAGUUCUUGUCACUGCCAUUGCCCGAUAAAUCUACCGUUCCUAUCACAUUAUCCAAUUUAUUAGAUUUAUUUGAAAAGAAAGAAAAACUCGAUGGACAAAUUUAUUGUGAUUCAUGUGAGCAAAUUGCUGGAGGUUAUCAGAAGACCAGUCUUGGUAGUUUAUNAAUGAGAAAAUAG
Adineta ricciae is the source of this 708-nucleotide messenger RNA. The record is from the annotation of a GenBank genome assembly. Lineage: Eukaryota; Metazoa; Rotifera; Eurotatoria; Adinetida; Adinetidae.